CCAAUGCAGAAAAAAAUAAUAUCAAUGCGAAAACUACCAAUAAACAAUCUACCAAUAUAAAUCAAUAUAUGCAAAUCAAUACCAAUGCAAAAAAAAAAAACCAAUACCAAUGCGAAAAAAACACUACCGCUGUGGGAAAAAAAUACCAAUAUAAACAAUUUAUAUUUACCAUUACAAAAGCCAAGAUAAGAGGGAAGCAAUAAUUGAUAGUAUGUUAUGAUUGAAAGGAAAGGAAAGGAGAUCUGGAACUAGAAAUGGUCGGCGCUGGUUGAGAAAUUAGAUUUGGAGAUGUAAAAGUAGUGAAAAGUAUUAGAGUGAGUGAUCGGCAAGUACAUACCCCAUGGGGGGAGUCAUACCGAGGCCAUUGGCAAUUAGACUGCGUCGAUCGGCAGCGACGGCAGCGGGUUUUGACGACGAUGCUAAUAGAGCUGCUACCACUAGUAGCAGUAGGCAGUAACGGCAGUGGAUUGUGGUAGACGGCGGAUGAGGUGGGUGAGGUGAGGCGGAGGGAGGGAGCGGGGAAGGGAAGAGGGAUCACGGUUAGUGAGAUGGGUUGCAUUAGGGUUUGGGUAUAAUAUAUAGAGUAAUCAGGUGUGGUAUUUUUUCAUUUCGAAAUUAACCUUAAUCUAAUCUUUUUGAUAAUGGUGAUUGCAUUAAGUAAAAAAGAGGAAAGAUACAAAGGUUCAGAAGAGCUGAACCGAACCACAAAAAAGGAGAAAGGAAAACUACAAGUAAAUGGAAAACGAACGUCAUCAGAAAAAAAUAAAAAAUAAAAAACAGAGUGGCACAAAAAGAGGAGAGGAAACCUAGCAUGAUGGACCAGACCAUCUCCGCUGAGGAGGGUGGAAAAGAGAAAGAUGAAAUCAAAGAAAACAAGCACAGCAAUAACCCUGGCAGGGAAAGAGAGACAAGAGAUACAAUAUUACAUUCGAGACAAGCAUUCACGUAGCCAAACCGCAGAUAGAUUCUUGUCGACUUUGUGAUGAGCUGUAAGCCAGGAGAUGACCAUUCUGGAAGCUUGUCGAGCGAUAACCUUCGCAGUAGUGUGCGUGUUGUUGAAAAUGCGCUGAUUCCGUUGAAGCCAAACCAGCCACAAAGUAGCAUGGAGAAUGCAAAAAGAAAACCAGUCGUUGAUGUUGCUAGGUUCUGCAGUAGAUCUGCCGUUGAUGAUUGCAGAUAUGUCGCCUUCGAGAGGUCCAAACUGAACAGCCCCUCUUCUGAUCAUGUUCCAAACAUCUUGAAUGAAGUCACAUUUAACAAAAAGAUGAGAUAAUGAAAGGUAUAGAUUUUGGUAGUCAGUUGAUUACUUUUAAUUUGGUAACCACCAUAACAACCAUAACCUAUUCCUUUUAUAACAUACGACUAUACCAGGACUAAAUUAGAUUUACUAACGUAUAAAGGAUAAAUAAAGUAAAAGGGUUAAAUGAUUGUGUUGGGAUCCGAUUCCCCUUUGCCCCCUGUUAUUUCCUUGCUGUUUUCAGUGAACGAAUUGAAUUUACCCCACAUUUGCGUCAUUUUCCUCUUUUGGAACACAAUAACAUACCUAAUUAACUUGGGAACAAGGAAAAAAGUGAGAAGAUUGUUACAUAUAGGAGCAGCUUGAUCAGCGGGUGAUGUCAAACUAUGAAGUUCCAAAAGGCUUCAGAUUAACUAAAGCUAAAAUAUUAAUUAAUAAAUAAACAUUAAAUUGGUAACAAAUGUGCCCUCAAACUUUCAAUUACCCCCACAUUUGGUUCCCUUUCUUUUUGGAAGCUUCUCUUGCGUAAAGCCUUUUGUAAAAGCAACAAGAUAUAUAAUAGAAGAUAACAUAAUGAUUGUGGAUAUGGAAUCUUGUGACCACCACAACCAAGAUUUCCGGAGAACUUCCACGCGGUACUUAAUGGUUCUGUUGUACGAUUUAUAGGUCGGAUUAGCAAUAAGUUAGUCCGAUUUCAUUUGAGUCAUUUCAUCCCUUUGAUUUUUAUCAAGGUGCAAUGUGUUUUUAUCUUUAUUUCAAUCAACAUAUGAUUUACCUUUUGUAAAAAAAAAAAAACUUAAUUAGUGCAUCUAUGUAAUUAUUGGAGUUUUAAAAACAAAAGGUUGGGUGAUCUCGGAUAAGUUUGACAAAAUUUUAGAUUCAUUUUCGAGUUGAUACCUAAUAAAACAAUUGAGCAUACAAUCAAAUCAUACAUACAAAAACAAAAAUCGUGAUAAAGAAUGCACGCAAAUAAUUGAAAUUACCAUUGAUUUUUGUAUAUGAAAUUGAAAUUAUCAUUGAUGGGUCAAUCUAACUUGUGACCUGAACAAUUUACAUUUUUCUUCAGAGAUAAAAAAAAAGAUCUUUGCUCAGAAAUGAUAAUAUCGACUUGUUUUUAUCAGUAUUAACUUGUUUUAUCAAUUGUUUUAUCAGUAUUAAUUUGAACUGAAUGUGACUUCUCUGUCAAUAACCGUAUGGAAAGGAUCGUUCAAUUGAACCUAGCUGUCUUUUAAAUUCUAAAUAAUCUUAUGAUUCAUGAGUUUUCACAGUACAAACCAAUUCUCUUGAUAAGAGCAAUGCGUGCAAUUGUGUCGACAGAAAAACAGCCGUUAAUUAUAGAUUGUUAGCGACAGUAACCAAAGGACAAAUAAUAAUAAUAAUAAUAAUAAUAAUAAUAAUAAUAAAUAAAUAAAUAAAUAGAAGUGAGUGAGAGGCAGAAGUAAGAGUCUGCUGCGGAAUAGUAUUUACCUCCUAGUUAAUAUCUCCUAAGCUAAGAUAGUAGCGAGUUAAUAAACCUCUUCGGCCUUGUUUAGGGUUGCUUGCUGUCAUCUGCCGUUUCAUAAUUUCUACACUAAUAAUGAACGUCAUUGCUGAGGGGAUCGUUUAGUGAACUAUCGACAAAUGGUAUUGGUUCUUUCACCAAUAAUUAAUACCAAAUGAAUUUAUCAUGUAUACAAUCUAAUCUAAAACAUUCAUUCAUAUUUAGAUUCGAUCCAACAAAUAACAUCGAUAACUCCAACAAAUAACAUCAACUUUCGACAUUCAAAUUCAAAUUCACGAUUUAUUUUUAUUUCAAUUUACAAAAAAAAAAACAAGGUCAUAUUAUUUAUGCGCUGGAAAUCGAUCAUUAUUCCAGUCGGACCAUCAGCUACCUCGAUUUCAAUUGGCUUCAUACCGAGGGUAUUCUAGUCAAUGUUGCGUAUGAUACUGGGUGAACCCAAUUGUACCGACUGACGUACAACGAGUUUGACCAUGUUCGAUAUCAUUAAGUAGUAAAACAGACCAUUCGAU
Molecule: messenger RNA, 3247 nt
Organism: Linum trigynum
Lineage: Eukaryota; Viridiplantae; Streptophyta; Magnoliopsida; Malpighiales; Linaceae
Source: the annotation of a GenBank genome assembly